GUCACGUGAUAUGUCGCAACAGGAAGUGUCCACCAAUAACAACAAUUGGGCGAGUGCUUCGAGGCUGGAGCGCAGAGUGGGAGAUGUGGACCUGGAAAAAUAAAGGAACGUUGCAAAAGAAGAAAGCUUUCGAUGUGGUCACAGCAUGCGUUUGCUGUACGUGCUGUGCGAGGAAAUCAGACAGUGAUCUAUGUAUGCAUGCAGACCAGAUCUCUUCUUGAAUGAUCACUAUGCGGUCAAAGAAGUCCCAACUUGGCAAAAAAGAGUUGCACCACCAACGCACCAGCCCCUGUGGACAUGACUGACAUGUAAAAAAGGAGCAACUUAUCUCAACUUUUUGUUACGAUGGACCAACCUCUGCUGCAAAGAGAUCUGGGCCAACGUUCAAGUGGCUCCUGCAGAAUGCUAAAGAUAUGGCUGCCCAUACUCGCCUGGUUACCCAAAUACAACCUUAAGUGGCUUCAGAUGGACCUCCUAGCGGGCUUCACUGUUGGGCUGACAACUGUGCCACAGGCCUUGGCCUAUGCCGAAGUAGCAGGCCUUCCCGUGCAGUAUGGGCUCUUCUCCGCCUUCAUGGGGGGCUUCAUCUACACCCUCCUCGGGACAUCCAAGGACGUGACACUGGGGCCCACAGCUAUCAUGUCCCUCCUCUGUUUCUCGGUGGUGGGGGGCGAGCCCCGCCGAGCCGUGCUACUCAGCCUCCUGUGUGGUCUCAUCCAGGCUGGAAUGGCAUUGCUCAGAUUAGGCUUCCUGUUGGACUUCAUCUCCUUCCCUGUAAUUAAAGGCUUCACUUGUGCUGCGGCAAUAACCAUCGGCUUUGGCCAGGUGAAGAAUAUCCUGGGCCUCCAAGAUAUUCCCCACGAGUUCUUCCCGCAAGUGUACUACACCUUCUACAAGAUCCCAGAGGCCCGCAUUGGCGAUGUGGUCCUGGGUCUGCUCUGUCUUGCCGUGCUGAUGAUGUUGAUGUUCAUGAAGACACGUCUGGGCUGUGAGGCUGCUCCCAGGUACUCCAGGAUCGCCAGGACAUUUGUAUGGGCUGUUGCAACAAUGCGUAACGCCCUGGUCGUGUUGGCUGCAUCUUUGUGCGCGUUUUCAUGGGAAGCUUAUGGUCAUCACGUCUUCACAAUCACUGGCAAAACAUCCGAGGGGCUCCCGCCGUUCAAGCCCCCACCCACCUCAGACACGACCGCCAAUGGCACGGUGGUAUCGUUUGGAGAGGUUGUAGAGGGCUUUGGAGGAGGGCUCGCUGUCAUUCCUCUCAUGGGGCUGCUGGAGAGUAUCGCUAUUGCAAAAGCAUUCGCCGGACAGAACAACUACAGGAUCGAUGCCAACCAGGAACUGCUGGCAAUUGGCGUGACCAAUGUCAUGGGCUCCUUUGUGUCAGCCUACCCUGUCACCGGCAGCUUUGGAAGGACUGCAGUGAAUUCUCAGACUGGGGUUUGUACUCCAGCUGGAGGAAUUGUCACCAGUGUUAUAGUGUUGCUUUCCUUGGCGUUCCUCAUGCCGGCCUUCUAUUACAUCCCAAAAGCUUCCCUGGCUGCUGUUAUCAUCUGCGCUGUGGCUCCGAUGGUGGACUACCAUGUUGUGGCUGACAUGUGGCGAAUACGCAAGCUGGACCUUCUUCCCUUGGUGGUGACGUUCCUGAUGAGUUUCUGGCAGGUGCAGUAUGGAAUCAUGGGAGGUGUAGCUGUGUCCGGAGCCCUCCUGAUGUACAGCAUGGCUAGACCCCAGAUGAAGAUGUCGGAUCAAGGUGUGCUUCUCAUCAAAUUGGCCAGCGGGCUCAGCUUUCCUGCUGCAGAACAUCUGAGCCACGUAAUACACGCCAAGGCUCUGCAGGUGUCACCUGCCUGCUCAGUAGUAUUGGACUGCCAUCACGUCAGCAUAAUUGAUUACACGGUCAUUCAUGAGCUGAGCGACCUGCUGAGGCACUUCAAAGUCCAAGAUGUGCAUCUGAUCUUUUCCAGAUUGCAGCCCGCCAUCCUGGACGUUCUUCUUGCCGCAGAUCUGGAGGGCUUCAGGUUUGCAGACAGCGUGGAGGCCGCGCUGCAAAUGGGAUCAGGAAACCUCAGCUCAUGACACAAGAAGCAUCCAGUCUCCAUCCACAGAGGAGACUGGAGAAACACGGCUGAAUUACAGAAAGAACUCGAAGACAGCGUCCCCUUCCCUCCUGCUUGCCAUCUUUGCCGACAAGAGUCUUUUUGUUGUAUAUAUUUUGAAUUUGUGCGUACCUAUUUUGACAUUUCAGCAUUUUGCUGGUCUGUUCUGUUAUGGUGUUUCCCAGCUCUUAUACCGUAUUAGGUAGUCAGCAGCCAGCCUCAUCACACCCGACCCUGAUGAAGAGCUAUUAAAGGAUCAAGACGGCCUUGGAGGAGACGGCAUGGUCAAUACGCGGAAGCAUCAUCCAACAAAGCAAAGCAAAAGUUUGUUUGAGCUGAACCAAGCGUGAACGCCCAAAGUGCUACACGACCUCUCAGCAAGGCACCAGUGAAGGCCAAAGAUCUUAUCCAUUGUUGUAUAUAAUCUUAUUAUUUUUCAUAAACCUUCAUAAAGUGGAAAUCAGACUUCAGUGUUUGUGUGUGGACGGGUAAAAGGGAACUUUUUGGUUUGUGUCAAAAGAAAUGUGUAACAUUAUGUCAUGUUUUUAAACUUUAUUUAACAACAGAAACAUGAACUUAUUGACUUAUGGGUGUUUGUUUCAUUAAAAAAAAUACAAAAACGUUC
Molecule: messenger RNA, 2721 nt
Organism: Dunckerocampus dactyliophorus (ringed pipefish)
Lineage: Eukaryota; Metazoa; Chordata; Actinopteri; Syngnathiformes; Syngnathidae
Gene: slc26a11
Product: solute carrier family 26 member 11
Exons: 15
Coding region: 346-2076 (576 amino acids)
Biological process (GO): transmembrane transport
Cellular component (GO): membrane
Molecular function (GO): sulfate transmembrane transporter activity
Source: RefSeq, a predicted model, not a curated record